This is a messenger RNA of Sabethes cyaneus, 567 nucleotides long. RefSeq lists its product as uncharacterized. The coding region runs from base 1 to 567 and encodes 188 amino acids. The record is from RefSeq and is a predicted model, not a curated record. The transcript is spliced from 2 exons. NCBI's taxonomy places the organism in Eukaryota, Metazoa, Arthropoda, Insecta, Diptera, Culicidae.
AUGCUCAGUGUCAACCAUGUUUCCAAGUGCAACAGUCCGUUAGUACUCGAAUACCUUAACUUUACGUUGAAAUUUCCAACAUUCUUCUACCACAACUUCAAGCCGUUCGAAGUAGAACUGGAAUCUUUUCUACCGGAUCCGGAAUCGGACCCGACGCUGGUCGACUACGGGACGCUUCGCGUAUACAAAAAAAGCCGCGAUUGCCUAAUAGUGACGGGCUAUUUCAUCAUCCUGCGCAACCUGGGCCAGCAGAACGAAGCAAUGCUGGAGUUCGGAUCGAUACGGGCCGAUGGAAGCCUGUUUCCGUUAGGACGAAGCAGGAAGAAGUUUUGCGAUUUCUACAAUUCGGACUUUCCGGUGCUGCAGGCCGUCCGCGAAAAAUCCAACCUCCCUCCGAAAGGGACCUGUCCGUUUCCGAAGGACAAGUACCACAUCAACGGGUACGAACUCUCCAUGUCGCACCUGCCACCGCUGCUCGCCCCUGGCAGGUACUACAUGAGAUUGGUUAUUUUUCAGGACGAACAGUACGCUAGCGGAGCCUCGGUAAAGGGAAGAAUGUCGGUGUGA